This is a messenger RNA of Plutella xylostella (diamondback moth), 534 nucleotides long. RefSeq lists its product as uncharacterized. The record is from RefSeq and is a predicted model, not a curated record. NCBI's taxonomy places the organism in Eukaryota, Metazoa, Arthropoda, Insecta, Lepidoptera, Plutellidae.
UAUAAAUCAAACAAUGAUUUAUAUUUUUUAUGAAUGAAAAUGCUAUUGAAUAAAACAAGACCUUACCUAAAAAGUGCAUUUACAAGCAACAAAGCACUAUUCUCUUCGAAACCAACUUCUUCCGAAGUGUUGACGGCGUAUUUAUUGCAGUGCAAUGAACCACCCUGGACUUCUUAUUUUGUAAAGUACAGUUCAGUGAAAGAUGAUCAGUUUGGAAUGUCCAACUUCAACUGGCCAGCCGGCAGCUCCAACUAUGAGAUCCUGAGGACCGGGUGCUUCCCCUACAUCAAGUACCACUGCUCCAGGAAGCCACCUGAAGACCUGCACUUGUCUGAUACAUUUAUGAGGAUCAUCAAAAUUGUUAAUUUUGGAAUCCCAUGUCUACUGUAUGGACUGGCAGCCACCCAACUAAUUAGACACGAAGAGAUUGUACUCACCAAAAAGGGUUCAGUCACAAUAUAUUUUCUAUUACCUGAAGACAAGGGUGCUCGGUUUUGAAGUAUGAGAUGGGUAGUUACAUGGUGUAAGAUAUUA